AUGGUAUUAUCAAGAAUAUUCGGCAUACAAGCCUUCCGCCUCCAGCCCAUUGAAUGGGACUGCCCCGAAGAGUCCCUGGGCGCCCUUGUUGGCCCUUUGCACGGCGGCCGCUAUCAAUGCUGGGAAGUAGCCGGCAAAGCUCGUCAGAUUUUCACCAAGUUGAGCACCGAAAUUAAAGAAUACCUUGAGGCCACGACUAUCUCUACCUGCGAUAUCAUCUCGUGGUCUAUGUACAUGGUCGGCCGAACACCAGACAAAGCAGCACCCAAGGUUCUCAUCUGCUCUACAAACUCGAAAGUCCGAAAGUCCAUUCGGAAGUCAAUAGAGUAUAGUGGGAUCAUGAAAAACUAUCCAGGUGUUGGUCUCGGAGAUUCCUCAACCUUGCCCGACCGUCAUGUUAUACGACUAUUAUCCCGAGAAACGAUAGAGUCUCUUAUUCAUGGAAACUGCGAGCCUGAAUUUGCAGUAUUAGUGGAGAAGGAAAGACCACGCUCACAAAACCUCCUUGCAUCUGAUACGAUUGCCAUCGGUAGAAGGGCUUUUGUAAUCAAUCCGGCUGACUAUUCUCUCCAUCCCAUCACGACUGGUCCAGUUAUCGAAGCUGAUGGUAGAAUCUACGUCCUAACGGCCGCGCAUGGAUUCGUGACCGGAAGCAACUCAGGGAAGAUCGAAGAACAGGUCCUUGGGGAAUUGGAUGACUGCGAUUUCGAUGGCAUGAGCGAUGGCGAGGAAGUUAUCGAUGAACCCACGCUUGAGUUGGUGAGAUCAGAUAAAAGUCUCACUUUCAAACCAUUCACUUUGGUAAACCCGUUCUCCAGAUCAGGGCUUUCUGAGAUCCGAGAUUCCCUAGAAGAUGCUGAGGAGCCUUGCGAGAUCGAUUUGUCCAACCUAGAAUUCUACGGGACAUUAGCUCUAAGCUCGGCAACUGGAAAUCGCCCUGCACUGGAUUAUGCUCUUAUCGAACUGAGAAACACGCUUGGUCCUGAAGAGCUCGGACCGUAUGCUAUCACUAUAGAGGAUGCAGACAUGAUCGGACCCCAAGAUGCCGGUAUUAUUGCAUAUCUGGGUGAGUCUGGUCAAGUCGAGGGAGAGCUUACGGCAACUCCAACAUACAUACACCUCCCUGGGUGGCGGCGAUUCCAGGAGGUUUACCCGAUUCGUCUCAAAAGUCACCUAUUCUCUGUGGGAGAUAGUGGGGCUGGUGUUUUCAAUAUGUACAACGAAAGAUUCUAUGGGCACAUAGUUGCUGGCGGUCCCGGCACUAAUAUUGCAUACAUUGUCCCUGCGGUAGAGACCUUGGUGGAUAUUCAGAUACGCAUACGUCUUGGCCAGAAGCCUCCCCCGAUCACCAUAAACGACCUCAAGCAGAUAGCACAGGAGGGACUUUCCUACAUUUUCUACAGCAUGUUGACUGGUUUGACGACAAAUCCAGGAUUAUGGUUAUGUGCCAUACUGGGGCAUUACCUAAAAGUAUCCAACGGAGAGGAGAGGAGCUGGUCAGAGAGUAUGGAGUUAUACUUCAAGUUUAUACUUCCUGCGGCUCUAGUUAUGGCUUUUGGAUUCAUGGUAGGAUGGUUUUAUAUUUUUGUACCGAGAGAACUGCAGCGUAGGUCUAGAGGCGCAGCACCAGGUAAACAGUCUGGAUCGGAGUUGUUGACACAGCAAGGUCGGUCGGACAAGAAACCACUUAAAAUAGAAUAA
This is a messenger RNA of Fusarium sp. VM40, 1701 nucleotides long. The record is from the annotation of a GenBank genome assembly. Lineage: Eukaryota; Fungi; Ascomycota; Sordariomycetes; Hypocreales; Nectriaceae.